Messenger RNA from Plasmodium inui San Antonio 1, 2541 nucleotides. RefSeq names its product pseudouridylate synthase. NCBI's taxonomy places the organism in Eukaryota, Apicomplexa, Aconoidasida, Haemosporida, Plasmodiidae. The record is from RefSeq and is a predicted model, not a curated record. The coding region runs from base 1 to 2541 and encodes 846 amino acids. The transcript has a single exon. Gene Ontology annotation, biological process: pseudouridine synthesis. Gene Ontology annotation, molecular function: pseudouridine synthase activity; RNA binding.
AUGCGCCUGCAUGGGAUUCUCCCCCUGAUACUAAUCAAGUUUGCAUACUCAUUUAAAGUGAUGAAAAUAGUUAUUCCGAAUACGAGCGGAUUGAAUGUUGUGGAUAAGAACUUCGAGCCAAAGUACUUUAUGAAAAAUAAGUUACGUUUUGUUAGUCCAUAUGUCUACACAUAUAAGCUGUACACGAAGAAACGAUGGAUAGGGAAAAAAAUUGCAGAUGUGUUGACCUCCGAAUUUUGCGCUUACGAUUUAAGCUACAUUAAGGAAUCUAUAAAAAAAGGGUACAUAAAGGUAAAUCAGGAAAAUGUGUCCUGUGAUUACCUCCUGAGAAGCAACGAUCUCAUCCAACAUAAACUUCUCCUCUUCGAGAAGCCAGUCAUAUGUAAUAAAAUAUUAAUCUUUUACGAAGAUCAGAAUUUUAUCUGCGUGUAUAAGUCUGCCAGUUUGCCUACCCACCCGGUCGGCUUCUACCAGUAUAACUCCCUGCUGCGAAUUUUGCAGAACUAUAUCAACUCGACUUUACGAAGGGGACCACUCUCUGGGGGGGACGACUCCGGGGAGACAAACAGGACAGAAGACGGCCAGGAAGAACAGAACGACGGGGACGUCAUCAGAAUCAGCUUCAAUUUUAAAGAAGCCACUUUUAAGGACAUUCCUGGGGCGGCAUCCCCUUCUCCUCAGGAAGAACCCGAGCGGGAGAAGAAGCGAAACGAGGGAGAUAACGAAGGAGAGAAGAAGGGAGACAGCGAGGGAAACAAUGAGGGAAACAAUGAGGGACACCUGGGGAAGAGCCAAAUAGGAGGACACGCUGCUGAGCAGCGCGCAGAUCUCCCAGAAAACGCGAAGAAGAGAAAACAAAGAGAAACUCUUCUAGAUGAUAACUACUGCCUGAACAAGUCAGGUCAAUAUCGUAAAAAAGUAAUCACUACUUUAAAAGGCGAAAAUGCGAAUGCAGAUGAUUAUCUUACCAACCAGAGGGAUUUAAACGAGGGGAAGAGCAAAAUUGAGGUGUUAAACGAGGCCGUACUCUCCCUGAGCGAAGUCGGAAGCGUGCCAGGAGGUAGCAGCCGCUCCGCUGAAGAGGGAAACAGGCAGAAUGAAGAAAAAACAAAUGCAGACAACACGGCAAUACCACCCGUACCGCCCAUAUCAGAGAACGCGCAACGCCGGGGCAAAUACGUCAAGUUCAGGAGCAACGAAAGCAAAGACAAACAGGAAAAGGACGACUCCUAUAUUUACACACUACACAGACUAGACAAACUCACUUCAGGCAUUGUCCUGUUUGGGAAGAAUAAAGACUUCUCCACCUUCUUCUCACAGAACAUCUCAAAUAAUAGCAUAAAAAAGUCCUACAUUACGAGAGUGGAGGGAGAUUUCCGUACCCUCAUUAGGACACUCAUGGCUGAGAAAAAGGUUAUUGACGACAGGGAUAACAAAAUUUUGAACGAGUUAGUAGAAGAGUACUGCUCUGUUGGUAAGGACGAUUCGCCCCUUCCAUUCAACGACGGCAACUCGUUUAAAAACGACAUUUUCCUGCACAGAAAUAGGUAUUGCGAGGAGGGCGCCAUCAGAGGAGAGGGCGAUAUGGAGGCCCUAACCCGCAUUGUGCGCGAAAAGAGGGACUACCUGCGGGAUGAGUUCGACGUGGAGAAAUUCGAAUUGGGAGGUGCCGAAGCGGGAGGCGUCGGCAACGCAGAGGGAAGAAGCGGAGAUAGCAGCGGCGGAGAUAGCAAUCGCACCGAUAGAAGCCGCGAUGACAGCCACUGCGCCGGUAGCAACCGCGGCUCUGAGGAGGACGAAUCCCUCCGACAACACUUCGUCGUCGACUUCGGAUACAUGUACUGCGAAAAUAAGAAGCUGCUUAAGUACGUCUUUACAAAGUACUCACAGAAGAACCGCCAAAUCGCGGAGGAGUACUGCCUGAAACCAAGCAUCACUCGAUUUAUGUUCCUGGCAUACAACCCCGAAUUGAGAGAGUCACUCGUCUUGUGUCAACCUGUAACGGGAAGAACCCAUCAGAUAAGGGCCCACCUGAAGAGCCUGUCCUUCCCAAUAUCGAACGACCCCCAGUAUAACGACAACUUCGCGAAGGAGUAUAUGGACAAAUCAGUAUAUUUACACUUCCACGAGGGGGAGCAGUCGGGGGAAGGUGUCGCGCCCAUGCAGGACCCACAUGGGACAGAAAUGGGCUCAUGUCAUGAGGUAAGCUCUGCACCGACGGCCAAAUCAAAUCCGGAAAAGAAAGACAACCUCGAAAAAUACACCCACUUCCCUCUCAUCCCAUUCCUAAACACCUCCUUCCAUUGGCUCUAUGACGAAAAGAUCGAUUUGAACGACAAAUACAACGAAGCAGAUUUGAAUAACUACUUUUUUAAACAAAUUAGCAACAUCACGUAUCACAGCUCGGGAAUAUUUCUGCACUCCUUUCGAUACACAUGGGAAAAUGUGUUUGAUGUUUUUACUCUUCUUCCAAAGUGGUGUUCUUUGUUUUCCCUUCCCAAGGGAUUACUCACCUUUUUGCUAUACGGUUCCCUAUCGUAG